GUAACUCAGUUGGUUGUUUUCUCCCGGUGGGAGGCACUACCCUUGAAGAUCAAACGGCGAGAACUUGAAUAUCCUGCACAGGACUCUGUCGACUCGCCGCUGAAGAAGUUCCCUCGUUUGUUUUAUGACUAAUAUAGGAUUCAGCCAGUAAGUAAACACUCUAGCGCUGCUGGAUACAUACGUCAGAAUUAGACACUGUCGUUAAAUCAGUGAACCGAAUCAAUCGAAGUAGCCACUACAACAACUACGUUUUAUUGGAUAUACUGUCAGGAAAAUGGCCUACAACGCAGAUACACAAGACUACGGAUAUGACGAAUAUUACUACGACGAUGGCGGUCACGAGAUUGACCAAUACCCACAGUAUGACAAUACAAUGAUGUCAAAUACAAGGGGUCAUGAGAGUGUCAGCCGGAUAGCGUACAGCAAGCCAUCGCCAUCACCGGGUAGUAAAUUGCCAGUAAUGCGGCGUUCAGGAAUACCCAUGCCAAGCAGUAACAAACAUUCCCCCAAGAAAACGUCAGCACAAACAGCAGGGCACAAAUAUACGUCGACGUCGGCACAGUUCACGGAACGAAAAAUUAAAUCGUCUCCAUUAUCGUCACCCUCGCAUUCAAGUUCGACUCGACUGAAAGAGCCGAAAAUUAGAAGUCCAGAGGUUCGCGACCUCAAAACGCCCGAUAGUGACGGGUCCGAAGAGCUCAUUACAUCGAUGAGGUAUGAUGAAGACCAGUUUAAUGCCAGUCGUUCGUCGUCUUCUUCCGUGUUGGACAAACUUGGAGUUUUAGAAGAACGUAUGGACUCCGUGGCCACCGACAACAGUCUUUCCAGUUUGGACACGAUUGAAAAACUAACAUCUUUACACGAGCGUAUUAAUCAAUUAGAAGAGCAGAAUUUCAAAAUAUUAGAAGAGGUAACCAGGCAACCGGAUACUCCACCAGCUGCCAUGGUCAAUGGGGAGAAAGAUAAAGAAAUUCAGGAGAACAGAGAUUUGGAAAUCAUGGAAAAAAUGAUUUUAUUGGAGGAUAAACUAGAAGGCAUUAUGUUAGAUAACAAAUCGGCUACACAAAACAUUGAAGGUGUAUUGAGUAAAAUGGUUCAAGACAUGUCAACAAAAAUGGACACCGUCAAGAAAAACGCUACUGAGAUUCAAGAAAAAAUGACUGAAAAUAUCCGCGCCGACAUGGAAAAUAUGAUGAAACAGUUUUCAGAAAGUGGUGAUAAAAGUAAAGAAAUGGAAAUCGAAAACGCCUCUCUUCGUGACAAAUUGUCGAGAAUGGAAGACAUUUCGAAAAGUUUGGUAGAAAGGGAUGAGACAAUCAAGAAACUGGAACGAGAGAAUAACGCUCUUAAAUUGGAAUCUACUAAAAACAAAGAAAUCGCCAAAGACGUUACAGCGAAGGAUGAGAAAUUGAAACGAUUAGAGCGCGAAAAAGCGGAUCUGCAACUGCAAGUGACUCGGUCACAGACCGUCUCAAAGACUCUAUCAGAGAAAGAAGACAAAAUCAAACAACUUGAGAAAGAAGCGGCAACAUCAAAAUCGGAGGCCUCAAUUAAAAAUGACAAACUAACAGCUACAGUGGGGGAGAAAGACAACAAAAUUAAAGAACUUGAGAAAGAAAUAACUAGUAUGAAAUCCAAACUUUCUACCGCUGAAAGUAAAAUAAAGUCACUAACGGAGGAGGUAAAGACAGCUGCCCUCAAAGCGUCGUCGCAGCAGAACGUGAACCAGCCUACAGCAGAAGAUGAGCAAUCGGGGAAGAAAAAGAAAGGAGGCAAAUUUAAAAAACUUUUUUAGACAUCAUGUAGUAUGUAUAUUGACUGCACGACAGGUGAUGUCGUUUAAUAGACUCGGUAAUGAUGAAACGUCUUCAACAGAGUGGUGCAAGACCAGGUGUAAGUCAUUCACGUCGUUUUUAUAAAUUGGUGUAUUAUAUUACAACAGUCGUACAAGUAGUGCACUACAUGCCAGUAAAAAGUGAUUAAUCUCACAGCAACAUAAGUAUUUAUGAUUAAUGAAUACUCUUUAUUUAAGUUCACCUUUAACCUCUAUUGAUUUACGAUCCGACACCGCGUUUACAAUGUACCGCUGUUUUCUCUACCCAGAUAAUAUCUGGAAUAGAUGUUGUAAUUCCACCAGUUUUAUUCAUGACCACGAUUACGUGUAUUUACAUCUAUUUAAACAGAUUCAAAGCUCAAUAGUUACCAGUUGUCAAGGAGACAGCACUUGCUUCGAGAAUGCAUUGUAACACACGGGGGUCAUUAAAAGUACUAGUUCUAUUGCAGUCAAAUGCAAUAGACCGGUAAAGAAAUCCGGGUGACGAAUAUACAUAAAUGUCGACUAAAUGAAAUGCACUCAGCAUACACAGCCAAACUUUUAAAUGUAAAGACCAUUCCUAAGUUCUAGUCAGGCGAAGAGCGCUUAUAUAUGAUGUUAGAUCUGUUACUGCGAGGUACGUAUAGAGUAAGCCGGUAUGGCAAAAGCCACUCUCAAGUAGAAUGGUCUCUUUCAGAACAUAGUACUUGUAUGACACUCUGUACGCAAUCCUAUACGUGUUUUCAAUGAAAGAACGUGUAACCAAACUCGAUAGUAUCGACAUGAUUACUGUGCCAUGUCCGUCCGAUCACCAUACACUCUAUGAUAUAUGAUUUAUUAAUAACAAAUGUGAACCAGAAAUAUUUACAUACUAGCUCGUAAAUAUGGAUAAUGUUUUUCGACAAUCACAUGUAAAACACGAACCAUGAUGUCUUUGAAGAAUUAAGGGGCUGUAAUUACAUACACUGGGCGUCUAACAUUUGGGGGUGUGCCUUUAUUGGGUUGCGUGGCCUGAAACCUCAGAUUGAUAGUACCGUGGCUAAUUUCUCUCAAAAGAUUGGCAUAUGCAUUCCACAGAUAGUGAGUCACUAGCAUGAUUGUGUAAAUAAGCGCACGUGACCCGAUGACAGCUGCACAUGACUGUAGCUAUAUUAAAUAGAAGAACUGUUGGAAAUGUGUUCUGUUUUUCUUUAAAUAGUCAAAAUACACAAUGUAAAUUUAAAUUUAAUUUGAUUAAAACUUGAACAAUUUCAACUGCUGAAUUAUGAUGAAUAACAUUUUAAAUUAAACUGAGCAAUAUUGAUUUCAUUAUUACAGUUAUAUUUUGGAAUAAGCUCAUGUUUUCAUUUUCAUAUUACAAUCGAUUGUAUUUCCAUCGUUAUGUGAUCUGAGUUGGUCGAUAUAAUUUAUUAUACAAUCUUCACAGUGACCUUCUAAUGAUGACUAUUAAUUCUCUUUGUUUUUCUGUAAGUUUUAUUUUACACACUGUACUAGAUUGUUUUGUUUAGUUGAUAGUUAAGCUAAGUUUAUCGGUGACGGAGACUGUUUAGUUGAUAGUUAGAGUCGGAGGUUUAUAGACGACGGACGCGUCUGUGUAUGGGAUGAUGUCAUGAUCCGAGAUAUGAACACAUAACGUCAAAGCAUUUUAAUACGUAUUUGAGCAUACCAAAUCAUAAUACCCAAUAAUAAACACAUCAAAUCACGUCA
Messenger RNA from Saccoglossus kowalevskii, 3520 nucleotides. RefSeq lists its product as uncharacterized. The record is from RefSeq and is a predicted model, not a curated record. NCBI's taxonomy places the organism in Eukaryota, Metazoa, Hemichordata, Enteropneusta, Harrimaniidae.